CUUCGCCCUACCAGACCCGGGAGGGGGGGAGGGCGCGCCAGGGCUUCUUCAAGUUAGGGGCCUGACUCCCCGGCGACGAGACAAGAUGGCUCCUCCGGUCCGCGCCGCAGCUACCGUCCCGGCUGCGUCGCUCGGCCCGCCCCCGGUACUGUUUCUUUAAAUGGCGGAGAGGGUCAUGAAAGCAGGAAGAGAGGCGCGCGCCCUCACGUGACAGGGGCGGGACCGGCUAGCAAGAUCCGGUCACGUGGAGGCCCGCUGCCCGCCAAUCAGGAGGCGUCGCAUCAGGGCGGGGGCGGGAGGAGCUGCGGCUCUGUGAUUGGCCGAAUGCGCCGCGGAGGCCUCGGGGGCUUGGGGCGUCGGGGAGUGCGCGAGGCGGACCGGGUUGUGUGCACUAUCGGAGACAAAGCGGUGGCUGAGGUGGCUGUAGCGGCUGCGGCAGCGGCGGCAGAGCAGCCCUAAACGCCGAAUUCCGUGGUGCUGAGUCCUGUCAUCCUUUCAUCCAGCGCGGCGCGUGGGCGGCUGGUCUCGCGGCGGCGGCGGCAGCGGCGGAGGCGGAGGCAGCACAUGGUUCCAAGAGCGCGCUGCGGUUGUUGGGUUCCAAUUCUGUGGGGAGGGACAAAGGCAGCUUUGAGCACCGGGCAACGCCUUGUCGGGUUGUGCGCUCUCCACACAGCCCUCGACCCGAGCCUUGAAAGCUGGGACUAACUCUUCUCCGUGAGGAGGAGGCGGCCUCGGAAGCGAGGCCCUGGUGGGCAGGAGAGACGGAGGCCUCUGUCUGAGGGAAGUGGGGGGAGGGGCGUUGCCCUCAUCAGGUGAUUUGGGCGGGUCAGUUCUGAGGCAUUUUUUGUGGGUCAGUGUGAGGUAAUUUGACCCAUUACACUGAGGAGAUUGGGACUGGAGCAGAAGCUAGGUUGGGUCUGGGCUUUGGAAAAAGGAAUCGUCAUCAUCGCUUAGGAGACCUUUCAGUUGGGAGGUGGUGAAGCCGGAAUUAACGCCAUAUGCACUCCAUCGACUUCAUGGCCGCCAGCCUGGGGCCUAUUUAAGAACCCUGGGAUCGUUGGUAGUGAAGAAAUGGGUGACUGCUCAGUUUUAUGACAGAAGCUGGUGAAUUUCCGGAUUGGUAAAUUUUCUGAUCGGAAAUUUAGAGGAACAAUAACAAAAAAAGCUUGAAGAACGUGAAGAUGGAGCAGUAAUAAAACCUCCCAACUCCAGUACAUCUACUCCAAGACCACAUUCAACUCCUUGAACUAUCGCAACUUAAUGCUAAGGCUCUUUAAAACUACAGAUUUAUAAGGUUUUUUUUUUUUUCCAGAAUAUUGCAUCACAAUUGUGAAGAUAAAAACUUAAAGGAGAAAUCAGUUGUAGUUUUAGACAUCUCUUUGAAUAUAUUUUGGAUAGAUACUAGGUAACCUUGUUUAACAGUAAGGAGCACAGACUUACCAAACCUUUACUGGAAGGAAUCCUGGAAAAUCUAUUCCAUUGUAAGUUUAUAUUUCCCAGUUAGUGGGUGAAGGACUGGAGAUCUUACUGCACUCAUGGCUUUCACAAAUUACAGCAGUCUGAAUCGAGCUCAGCUAACCUUUGAAUAUCUGCAUACAAAUUCAACUACUCAUGAAUUCUUGUUUGGUGCUCUUGCUGAACUGGUUGAUAAUGCAAGAGAUGCUGAUGCCACCAGAAUAGAUAUUUAUGCAGAAAGGCGAGAGGACCUUCGAGGAGGAUUUAUGCUUUGCUUUUUGGAUGAUGGAGCAGGAAUGGAUCCAAGUGAUGCUGCCAGUGUGAUCCAGUUUGGGAAGUCAGCCAAGCGAACGCCUGAGUCCACCCAGAUUGGGCAGUAUGGGAAUGGGUUAAAAUCGGGCUCAAUGCGCAUCGGGAAGGAUUUUAUACUCUUCACUAAGAAGGAAGACACCAUGACCUGCCUCUUUUUGUCUCGGACCUUUCAUGAGGAAGAAGGCAUUGAUGAAGUGAUAGUCCCAUUGCCCACCUGGAAUGCUCGGACCCGGGAACCUGUCACAGACAAUGUGGAGAAGUUUGCCAUUGAGACAGAGCUCAUCUACAAGUAUUCUCCCUUCCGCAAUGAAGAGGAAGUUAUGACUCAGUUCAUGAAGAUUCCUGGGGACAGUGGAACACUGGUGAUCAUCUUCAAUCUCAAACUCAUGGAUAAUGGAGAGCCAGAGCUAGACAUAAUCUCAAAUCCAAGAGAUAUCCAGAUGGCAGAGACUUCCCCAGAGGGCACGAAGCCAGAGCGGCGCUCCUUCCGUGCCUAUGCUGCUGUGCUCUAUAUUGAUCCCCGGAUGCGGAUCUUCAUCCAUGGGCACAAGGUGCAGACCAAGAGGCUCUCCUGCUGCCUAUAUAAGCCCAGGAUGUACAAGUACACAUCAAGCCGUUUCAAGACUCGCGCAGAGCAGGAGGUGAAGAAAGCUGAGCAUGUAGCGCGGAUUGCUGAGGAGAAGGCACGGGAGGCAGAGAGCAAAGCUCGGACCUUAGAAAUUCGCCUAGGUGGAGACCUCACACGGGACUCCAGGGUGAUGUUGCGGCAGGUCCAGAACACAGCCAUUACCCUCCGAAGAGAAGCAGAUGUCAAGAAGCGGAUCAAGGAAGCCAAGCAACGAGCACUUAAAGAACCUAAGGAACUGAAUUUUGUCUUUGGGGUCAACAUUGAACACCGGGACCUGGAUGGUAUGUUCAUCUAUAACUGUAGCCGCCUGAUCAAGAUGUAUGAGAAAGUGGGCCCACAGCUUGAAGGAGGCAUGGCAUGCGGUGGGGUUGUUGGGGUUGUUGACGUGCCCUACCUGGUCCUGGAACCUACACACAACAAGCAGGACUUUGCUGAUGCCAAGGAGUACCGGCACCUGCUGCGGGCGAUGGGGGAGCAUCUGGCACAGUACUGGAAGGACAUUGCCAUUGCCCAGAGGGGAAUCAUCAAGUUCUGGGAUGAGUUUGGCUACCUCUCUGCCAACUGGAACCAGCCCCCAUCCAGUGAGCUACGUUACAAGCGUCGGAGAGCUAUGGAAAUCCCAACCACCAUCCAGUGUGAUUUGUGUCUGAAGUGGCGAACCCUCCCCUUCCAGCUGAAUUCUGUGGAAAAAGAUUACCCUGACACCUGGGUUUGCUCUAUGAACCCUGAUCCUGAGCAGGACCGAUGUGAGGCUUCUGAACAGAAGCAGAAGGUUCCCCUGGGGACAUUCAGAAAGGACCUAAAGACACAAGAAGAGAAGCAGAAGCAGUUGACAGAGAAAAUUCGCCAGCAGCAAGAGAAGCUAGAAGCCCUGCAGAAAACCACACCUAUCCGCUCCCAAGCUGACCUGAAGAAAUUGCCUUUGGAAGUGACCACCAGACCUUCCACUGAGGAACCUGCACGUAGACCUCAGCGACCUCGGUCACCUCCUUUACCUGCUGUGAUUAAGAAUGCCCCAAGCAGACCCCCUUCCCUGCAACCUCCCAGGCCAGCCAGCCAGCCCCGAAAGGCUCCUGUCAUCAGCAGCACCCCAAAACCUCCUGCCCUGGCAGCUCGAGAGGAGGCCAGUACAUCCAGGGUGCUGCAACCACCAGAGGCACCCCGAAAGCCUGCUAACACACCGGUUAAGACUCCGCCCCGGCCCACCCCUAUAGUGCAGCCACCGUCACCAUCUCUGCUACCCAACUCCAAGAGCCCUCGGGAGGUCCCUGCUCCCAGAGCCAUCAAGACUCCAGUGGUCAAGAAGCCAGAGCCACCCAGUAAACUCUGCCCAACCACACAGGGUCGGAAGCGGACUCUUGGGGUCUCUGAUGAAGAAGAAGCUGAGGAAGAGGCUGAGAGGAGGAAAGAGAGGUCUAAGCGGGGCAAGUUUGCUGUGAAGGAAGAAAAGAAGGACUUGAAUGAGCUCUCAGACAGUGCUGGGGAAGAGGACCCAGCUGACCUUAAGAGGGCUCAGAAAGAUAAAGGGUUGCACGUGGAGGUGCGUGUGAACAGGGAGUGGUACACAGGCCGUGUCACAGCUGUGGAGGUGGGCAGACAUGUGGUGCGGUGGAAGGUGAAGUUUGACUACGUGCCCACAGACACCACUCCGAGAGACCGCUGGGUGGAGAAAGGCAGUGAGGACGUGCGGCUGAUGAAGCCCCCUUCUCCGGAGUACCAGAGCCCUGAUACACAGCAGGAGGGCGGGGAGGAGGAGGAGGAGGUGGCGGUGGCCCAGCAGGCUGUAGCCAUGGCAGAGCCCUCUACUUCUGACUGCAUCCGCAUAGAGCCUGACACCACUGCCCCGAGCACCAACCACGAGACCAUUGACCUGCUCGUCCAGAUCCUCCGGAAUUGUUUACGGUACUUUCUGCCUCCAAGUUUCCCCAUCUCCAAGAAGGAGCUUAGUGCUAUGAAUUCAGAUGAGCUAAUAUCAUUUCCUCUGAAAGAGUACUUCAAGCAGUAUGAAGUGGGACUCCAGAAUCUCUGCCAUUCCUACCAGAGCCGUGCUGACUCACGGGCCAAGGCCUCUGAGGAGAGCCUGCGCACUUCUGAGAGAAAGCUCCGAGAGACAGAGGAGAAGCUGCAGAAGCUGAGGACCAACAUCGUGGCGCUCCUGCAAAAGGUGCAGGAGGAAUCUGUGGUUCCAACCCUGGCUGCACAGCAUCCUGACCAAGAGGGCUGGAGGUGGUGCGGCUGCCUGGGCCUCAUCCCAGCCAGACCCACGGACAUAGACAUCAACACAGAUGAUGAGCUGGAUGCCUACAUCGAGGACCUGAUCACCAAGGGGGACUAAGGGGCUCAGAGACAAAGAUCAGCUCCUCUGCCCUUUAAGGCAGAGUUCUUGGGGGGUGGUGUUUUGUUCAUGGGUUGGUGGACUUACCUUGGUUUGAUUCACGUGAGACAUUUGUGCUUUUGGAGGGAAAAAUACUCUGAUUCUUUGAAUCUUCCUCCCUAAGUUUAUAAAUAUUUAUUUUUUAAAAGAAAUAAGAUGCUGCACCUGCUGUGAGACCAUACAUUUUUCUUUUGGUGACUCUUGGGCAAAGGACAGAGAACCAGGAUGCCAGGCUCCUUCAAGUCUCGUCUCCUGGCUCCUUAAGAUGUGGUAAACCCAGUGUCAUCCAUAAGUCAGAGAGGCUUUGGGGGCAGGCCUCGUCUCUUCUAGAGGAUGAACAAUGUUGAAAUCUGAGGGGUAGAGGGGGGAAAGAGCCCUCUAGAGUGGUGCUUCUCCUAUGGGCUCUGAUCUGGGGGACCCCUGGGGGCUAUGGGUCAGGAUGAGGCUCAGUCCCAAGCUGUUCCUUCUCAGGUCAGGGACAUGAAUGUCGGCCCAGGCAGCUGUCAGUCAUCUUAGCUGUGGCAUUGUCUAAACAGCUUGGGGAAGAAAGAGCCUCCCAUUCAACCUCCCCAUCCACCAUUCGAGUUCUCUCUGUGGCAGUGAUUUCCUUAGUUAACCAUAGAUAGUGAGGUUUCCCACCCCAAAAACUUGAGUCCAGGUUGAGUAGUAGAUCUGACUCUAGUGGGAUACACACUGAAUGAAUGUUUGAAUUCCAAAGGAUUCUUUUUGAGAAAGCUUCUUAUGGAGCCCCUGGUGCUGAUCUGGUGGUGACCUCUGCCUGUGGCAGGGUCGGGAGGGAGCACACUGCCUCAGAUGGUGCUGGCUGAUCUGGAGAACCUGCUGCUGCUGCUUUUACUGUUACCCCUCUGCCUGGCCCCACUGGUCCCUGCACUGGGCCAGACCAAAGAGGGGGUCACUGAGCCAUAGGGACCCCAGAGGCAGCUUUGUUGGAAGCACACCAUGCCUUCCCUCCCAUCUAGUCACAGCCUCACACAGCUGUGUCCUUCAAGUGACUUCUCAGGGUCAAAGACAAAGGCAAAAGUUGCUGAGUUUCUCUUUAGUGGUCAUUGGAAAAAUUCUAGUUUGAUUUCCCCCAACUCUCCUCUCUCCUCUUUAUUUGGGGACUUUGGGUUUUCUAGAGGCACAGGAGCUAUGGCCUGAUACCGCUGGUCUGUGAUUCAUGAAACGUUUCUGAGUGUGUUUCUUGCAUCUACCCACCCCAGGUCAGCAGUGGCCCACAUGCCACUCUGUGGCCUCUGCAGAAGACUGGGAGGUACUGGUGAGGGAAGUCUAUCCACUUGUGCAUGUGUCCAGAAGCACCUGCAACUUGUGGGUUUGGGACUUCCCCAAACCACACCUCUGGGGGCGGGUUAUUUGGGGAAAUACCACUCAGAACCUGGCCUCUUCCUCUGGAAGUUCUCUGAGCCUUGGGGUUUCUUGAGCUGGUAACUCCUCUCCUGUCCAGCUCGCUUUCCUUCUUCCCAGGCAGCAUGUGGUUCAUUUUUGUCCGCAAACCUGCUGUUUUUAUUCUAAAGGAAGUUGGUUCUGCAUUUUUACCAGAGGGCAAUACCCAAGUUUUUUUAUUUACACAGCUGUAAUCAAAAUGCAAUACUAUAAAACUUUUAUUGGUGAGA
Messenger RNA from Lutra lutra (Eurasian river otter), 6403 nucleotides. RefSeq names its product MORC family CW-type zinc finger 2 (gene MORC2). Gene Ontology annotation, molecular function: zinc ion binding. The transcript has 27 exons. Gene Ontology annotation, cellular component: nucleus. Bases 1536 to 4730 code for a protein of 1064 amino acids. NCBI's taxonomy places the organism in Eukaryota, Metazoa, Chordata, Mammalia, Carnivora, Mustelidae. The record is from RefSeq and is a predicted model, not a curated record.